Molecule: messenger RNA, 876 nt
Organism: Lotus japonicus
Lineage: Eukaryota; Viridiplantae; Streptophyta; Magnoliopsida; Fabales; Fabaceae
Product: ubiquitin-conjugating enzyme E2 variant 1D
Exons: 4
Coding region: 179-619 (146 amino acids)
Biological process (GO): DNA damage tolerance; protein K63-linked ubiquitination
Cellular component (GO): nucleus
Source: RefSeq, a predicted model, not a curated record
UCACCCGUCACCAUUUCAUCACAUUCAUUCUCUCUUUACCCUCAUUUCCCUUCUUUAUUCCCUUCAUCGCCUUCCUUCCUUUCCUUCCUUCCUCCACAACCCAGAUUCUCCUCCAAAUUUCCCUUCCUUCGAUCAGAUCCGCUUCACCAACCUCACCAAAACCCUCUGCUACCUAUCCAUGACGCUUGGCUCAGGAGGAUCCAGUGUCGUGGUCCCAAGGAACUUCAGAUUGCUGGAGGAACUCGAAAGGGGAGAAAAAGGUAUUGGAGAUGGCACAGUAAGCUAUGGAAUGGAUGACGGUGAUGACAUUUACAUGCGCUCUUGGACUGGCACCAUCAUUGGCCCCCAUAAUACUGUACAUGAAGGAAGAAUUUAUCAACUGAAGCUGUUUUGUGAUAAAGACUAUCCAGAAAAGCCCCCAAGUGUUCGGUUUCAUUCACGGAUCAAUAUGACUUGUGUUAAUCAUGAAACUGGAGUGGUUGAACCCAAGAAGUUUGUUCUUCUUGCAAAUUGGCAAAGAGAGUACACCAUGGAGGAUAUACUAACCCAGCUGAAGAAGGAAAUGGCAGCUCCUCACAACCGGAAGCUUGUCCAGCCCCCAGAGGGAACCUACUUUUAACACCAAAGAUGAUAUAGUUGUCGGAUCAUAUUGCAUUUGUAGUAUGCGAUAUAUAGUGUGUAAUGCUCUGUGGAUCCUUCUGAAUUCAAGAACAUGUAGGGGAAUGCCCCAAAAAGCUUCAUAUUUCCAUCUCCGUGGCUUCAGAGUUGUUUUGUUGUCUUAUUUUGUCAACUGUGCUGAAGGGAUGCUGUUUGAUUAAAUAUUAUGUGUCAAAUAUUGGAAGUAACUCUUUUAAGUAGUAGUAUUUUUCCGUCGAA